UAACCCUUAUAACCCCCACAGUUAAGGAGGAUGGACUUAGAGCUGGAAGAGGAACUCCAUGAACGGGAAGCCACGGUUGCCGAAUAUAAACAAGUUGAACGAACUCUGCAUGACCUCGAGGCUAAAAUCGCUGAAGCAAAUCUCGAUAAAGAAGAACAAAAUCGGGAGAUGGAAAAUUUAAGGCGUUCGUUAUCGACGAGUGAAAAAGCUAAAUCGAAGAUGGAGGAUGAGGUUGGGAAGUUGGGGGAUCAUAACAGGGAGGUUAAGAGAGAGCUACAUCGACUGAAAGAGGAGAUUAAUGAUAAAAACAUCGAGAUUGAGGAAUUGAGGGGAAAGAUCCGCAACGUUGAAUCUACCAACGGGGUCGACCAAUCAAAGCUCACGGAGUUGGAGCAUUACAAAUAUGUAACAUCUGUUGAACUGAGGGGGUUGAAACAAGCAUUGGAGGCCAAACAUGGGGAACUUGAGGAAGCUGAGGAGAAGUAUAGGAGGUUGGAGGGAAAGAUGAAAGACAGCGAGGAAGAGAACGAGAAGAUGGCGAAGAAAGUCCGCGAGGUUGAAAAGCAACGAAGAUUAACAAGUAAAGAGGUGGAGGACCUCACGUCCGCUCUUAGUGAUAAAGUUGCCGCGCUCGAUGUUGCGCAGAGGAAGCUGAGGAGAGCGGAGAACCAGAUGAUAUCUAUGGAAGAAGCGUCGUCGCUAGCAACGAGUAUCCGACAAGAACUCGAUCGUGCGAAGCGCAACCACAUGGUAGAGCUAGAGAGGACAAAGGAUGAAAUCUCGGUGUUGAAAGCAGAACUCGUGUCGUCGCAACGUAAUGUGGAAGACUUGGAAGAUGAGUUAAAAACUUCUGAGUCACGGUACGAAGCCGCGGCAUCUGAGUCCAUGGAGUUGGAACGACUGCGGCGCCAAGCCACGCAAGCUGCAGGUGACGCUCAAAAUGAAGCUGCGGAAAAAAGUCGUUCAUUGAAUAAAGCUGAAGAUAAAAUGAACAAACUGGAAGAACAGUUAUCGGAAGCUGAGUCACGGUUGGAUGACUUGGCACAAAACCUUCGCGACUCGGAACGUCAUCGUAAAGACGCAGAGAAUCGUUUUCACGAAGUUGCCGUGGUGUUGGAGGUGAAGGAGAAGGAGCUGAAAGAAGCGAGCAAGAAGAUGGGGAGGCUGCAUGAAGAGCUUGAGCGUUCGAACGACGUUAGUGGGGAAACUCAAGAAACUUUGAGAAAUCUCAAGAAACUGAGGGAGGAAGUUCAAGAAGAAGUAUCGGCAAGUAGGGAGGAGAUUAACGUGUUGGAAGAGCAACUUCAUGAAGCUGAGGAUAAAAUCAAUCAACUGGAACAUCAAUUAUUGGAUUCUGAGUCUGAGUUGUCGGCUGCCCGAAAGAAAGUCGAUCAGGCAGAAAAAGAGAAAAAGGAGGCACAGCGCCAACUAGAGGAUGUGUUUGCGGAGAUGGACGACCGCACGAGGGCGCUAGAGCAAGCACAGGAAGCUAUCGGAAAUAUUGACAAUAAAAUGCGAGAGUACGAGCGUUCCCACGAGAAGACGACGUCGAAACUCCAUCGAAUGAAAUCGGACAAAGACAUGGCUCAACGCACUGUCAAUGAAUUGCAACAACAAGUUAAAGACACAGGGAAGGAAAUACAAGAAGCUGAGAAUCUUAUCGAGAUUGCAAGGAGAGAGACGGCCAAAUCAAAUCUCUUGUUAAAGGCUGAUAAUGCUGAGAGGAAAUGUGAGGAGCUGGAAGAUAAUUUAAAGAGAAAGGAAGAGGAGUUGAGAGCAAUCCAGGAGGAAAUGGAGGAGGUGAAGAGUGAGAAUGAAGAGAAAGAAAGAGUGAAGAAAAAGGCGGAGGAAAAAUAUGCACAAGCUCAAAAACAGGUUGAAACUCUUGAAUCCGAGCUAAAGGAUCGGGGAGAUUACUGGACGAGGAAGAAAGAAGAAUUCGCGAGGUCCAAGAGUUGGAGGCCGAGCUUAAAGUUAGCGAGGAUGAUCUGGAGAAGACAGAGAUUGAGAAGAUUGAACUUGAGCGAAAGUUGAAUGAGAUGGAAGAGAGAGAAGUUGGUGAAAAGAAGAAGGCAGAUUCUGUGAUGAAAAAAGAACUGCAGAAGUUGAGGGAUUCUCUUGAUGAGAAAACCCAACAAGUGUUUGCGGCAGAGGACACCAUCUACAAGCAGAAAGAAGUGAUCGAAGAAAUGACGUCAUUGCAGCGUAAAGCGGAACAAUCGUCCAUGCAACAAAUGGAAUCUUUUAUGUCAGAAAGCGACAAACAGUUUGAGAACCUUAAGUCCCAUCUACAGGAGAGGAACGAACAAGUUAAAGUCUGCGUUAAAGGAAAAGCAA
Ciona intestinalis (vase tunicate) is the source of this 2337-nucleotide messenger RNA. Lineage: Eukaryota; Metazoa; Chordata; Ascidiacea; Phlebobranchia; Cionidae. The record is from RefSeq and is a predicted model, not a curated record.